GUGAAAAACUCUCCAGUAACUUCCGAGUGCUAGACAUAGCAGCUUUUAACGGGUUAGUGAAGGAACACGAAAGGCGUCGGAACAUAAAUACAUACAUUUCGUCACAUUUAUGUGAAAAUGGGGGCUUGCUUGGCUUUGUGCUCUUUAGCCAGCUGUGCCUCAUGUCUGUGUGGCUCAGCACCAUGUCUUUUGUGUGGUUGCUGUCCCUCUUCAAAUAACUCCACCAUCACCCGCUUGGUUUUCUCCUUCUUCUUGCUGAUGGGAACCUUUGUGUCUGUCAUCAUGAUCCUUCCCGGAAUGGAAACGCAGCUUCGCAAGAUCCCAGGAUUUUGCAAGGGUGGAACUUCAAUACUUGGUAUUGAAAACCAGGUUGACUGUAAUGUCAUCGUGGGGUACAAGUCUGUGUAUCGAAUGUGCUUUGCCAUGACCUGCUUCUUCUUUCUGUUCUGUGCCAUCAUGAUUCGUGUCCGUAGCAGUAAAGACCCACGUGCAGCUAUUCAAAAUGGGUUCUGGUUCUUUAAGUUUCUGAUCCUGGUCGGGAUUACAGUGGGAGCCUUUUUCAUCCCUGAUGGGACAUUUCAUGAUGUGUGGUUUUACUUCGGAUUGGUGGGAUCCUUUAUCUUCAUUAUAAUCCAACUCAUCCUCCUCAUUGACUUUGCCCACUCCUGGAACAAAGCCUGGGUAGAAAAUGCUGAAAAUGGGAACAAAUGCUGGUUUGCAGGGCUGCUGUCUUUCACUGUCCUCCACUAUGCACUGGCUAUCGCUGCUGUGGUGCUUUUCUACAUUUACUAUACAAAGUCAGAUGACUGCACAGAGCACAAAGUCUUCAUCAGCCUCAACCUUAUCUUCUGCGUCAUCGUCUCCAUUGUUUCCAUCUUACCAAAGAUACAGGCAGCUCAACCACACUCUGGUCUGCUUCAGGCUUCUAUUAUUUCCCUUUACACCAUGUAUGUCACCUGGUCUGCGAUGACCAACAAUCCCAAUCGUAAGUGUAACCCCAGUCUGUUGAGUCUAGUGUCAAACAUCAGCACCACUCAACCAUCUGGUGGCAGCCCCCCAGGACAGGUGCAGUGGUGGGAUGCUCAGGGCAUCGUGGGGUUAAUCAUCUUCCUCUUUUGUACUCUCUAUGCCAGUAUCCGUUCAUCCAGCAACACCCAGGUAAACAAGCUGAUGCAGACAGAGGAGGGCGGAGGGUCAGGUGGAGAGGGUGUGGUUGGAGAGGAUGGUAUCCGCAGGGCUGUUGACAAUGAAGAGGAGGGUGUCACUUACAGCUACUCCUUUUUCCAUUUCCACCUCUGUCUGGCCUCUCUGUACAUCAUGAUGACUCUUACCAACUGGUACAAACCAGAAACCAACACCCAGGUCAUGCAGAGCACUAUGCCAGCUGUUUGGGUGAAGAUGAGUUCCAGCUGGCUGGGCCUCGGGCUCUACCUCUGGACCCUGAUUGCCCCUCUUAUUUUCCCUGACAGGGAUUUCAGCUGAGCAUACAUCAUCUUUCGCUUAUAUUUGAUUAUUUGUUUUCUGUUUUUUGGGUGCCUGGUGAAGUCAAGUUGCUAAGAAGGAGCAGAAAGAAUGUUAUUAAGAAUUUUCGUUUCUUGACAUUUCUGGUUUUUUUGACAUUUGUAUGUGUUGUUAUUGUGUUUGUGUUGGUUUACACCUCUUGUUUGGCUUAUUUGGUAAUAAUUACUACAGAUAUUGUUUAAGAAGAUUUUAAAUGUUUUGUAAGUUUAUAGAGUCUAUACUUACCCAUGGGAAUUUUUCAUUUUCCAGUGACUCACAUUGAUAGGCUCACUGUCCUACCUUCUGUAGUGUGAGCAUAUAAGCACCAGUAUCUCUGUUCUAAGUUUUAAAUUCCAUAACAACGACUCAGCAACAAGGCACUUUCUCAAUACCUCAGACAUUUCAGUUAGAUUCCCUUUUAAAGGUCUUUCAGAUCAGAGCUCUCUGAUUGGCUCGAUCUGGAAUACCCCUGAUUAGCUGUACUCCUUUACUGCAGGGGGCACCGAGGAGAGCCCUGAUCGGGAGCCUCAGAAUGAGGUGACUGUGAAAACUAGAUAAGACUAAUAUGGCACGCCCUUCAGAUCAUAACAGGGCUUCCCCGCGGCUACUAGGCUGCAAGCAAAUCCACGUGAUUGCACCUCGAGCAAGAGUGUCCUAAUAGACAGCCAGUCUAAUCUCAGCUCUUCCUCGUCUGCUCCAAGCUAAGAUGAUUUUUCUCCGGUGCUAAGCUUUUCCAUGCCUCUGACAGCCACGGACAACAGUGUAUAUGUCAUGUAUAGCAAGCUGUUUGCAGCAAGGAGACGUGUAUUGAUCCGUAGCAGUCAGCAUCAUGCAGUGUGCAGUGGUACAGUUCAGGAGGUGAAGCAUAAAUCCCACACUACCUGCAUUUAUAAAUGCCAUUAUAGUAAGGAGGUUGCACAGUGAAGUAUUGGGCUAAAAAACUGAUUUUAAGUGUCUCAAUGUACAAAACAAUAAUAAUGCAUUUUCAGAUUGCUGUUAUUGAUUUUUAUUGCUGGUAUUGACUUUCGUAGUGAUUCGAUGGCUGUAAUGGUGAUACAGUACUGUUACAUAUGCAUUAUAUAGUUGUUACCUCAAUUUCAGUAUGACUGGAAUGAGUUGAAAUAAGAUAAGUAUAUUUUGUAAUUGUGGAAAAAGUUUUUGGUACAAUCCUGAUUUGCAGUUGUCAUUUUCAGACAUUUUGCUGGACACACACAUGAAUCAGAUGUUGUGUUUCUCUGGCUGCAUAUGAGUGUAGUAAAUGCAGUUUUUCAAAAGUUUUCUGAUUGAUUUAACUUUUUUUUUAAAAUGUUGUUUAUAUAUUUUGUUCCAUUAAGGGGAAUAUUACAGAUAAAUUUCAUGUGUUGCAUCAUAAUUUAACAUUUCAUAACACUAUUAAGUGCCUUUCUGUAGUUCCACUUUUCAAAAAGUAUCCUAAUAGAUCACUAAUGCUGAUGUGCUUAUUACACCUUGCCUUACAUCGUGGCGAUCUGGUCAUUGCAUGCCAUAAAGCACUGGUCUGUAACAUAAACUGUAUUUGUAAUUUAUGUAUAGACUCAGUUUUUAAUAAAGAUGAACGCUUCUCCACUCA
Messenger RNA from Oreochromis aureus, 3088 nucleotides. RefSeq names its product serine incorporator 2, like (gene serinc2l). The transcript is spliced from 10 exons. The record is from RefSeq and is a predicted model, not a curated record. The coding region runs from base 118 to 1482 and encodes 454 amino acids. Gene Ontology annotation, cellular component: membrane. NCBI's taxonomy places the organism in Eukaryota, Metazoa, Chordata, Actinopteri, Cichliformes, Cichlidae.